AUGGCGGCUACAGACGUCUUCAAAGUGUCCAUACUGGGAAAGGAAUCAAUCCACUGUGGCUUUCACCUGAUCCCCCACAUCGCGACCACAGUAUUGUCGACACUGCCAUCGUCCACAUACGUCUUGGUCACUGACACACAUGUCGCGAAUUUCCAUCUAACGACGUUCGAGGAAGAGUUCGUGGCUGCCAUUGGACGAUCGGAGAACGUUCCUACACGGCCUAGGUUUCUGAGCCAUGUCAUUCUUCCCGGAGAAACGUCCAAAAGCCGCGAGGGGAAGGCCAAUAUUGAGGACUUUCUACUACUUAACAAAUGUACGAGAGAUACCGUCAUCUUAGCCCUCGGAGGCGGAGUGAUUGGUGAUCUCGUAGGAUUUGUGGCCGCGACAUUUAUGCGCGGAGUACGCUUUGUGCAGAUACCCACUACUCUUUUGGCCAUGGUUGACUCAAGUGUUGGGGGAAAGACUGCUAUAGACACACCGCAGGGCAAAAACUUGAUCGGUGCCUUCUGGCAGCCCGAGUACAUCUUCAUCGACGCUGCAUUCUUAGAAACGCUCCCCGCAAGGGAGUUCUCGAAUGGUAUGGCCGAAGUAGUUAAGACCGCAGCUAUCUGGGACGAAACCGAGUUCGCGUCGCUGGAAUCUCGUUACAGCGAGAUCUUUGCAGCUAUACAGACACCCUCGCGGGACUACUCGGGCCGCACCAAAGCUACUCGUUCCUCCGCUCAGGAUAUCUUGCUCUCUGUCAUUGUGGGAUCAAUAUCUGUUAAGGCACAUAUCGUCACCAUUGACGAACGCGAAACUGGCUUGCGAAAUCUGGUCAAUUUCGGUCACACCAUCGGUCACGCUAUUGAGGCUGUCUUGACGCCGACCAUCUUACACGGCGAAUGCGUUAGCGUUGGUAUGAUCCUGGAGGCGGAGGUGUCUAGGCAACUCGGUGUCCUCAGCCAAGUUGGUGUAGGACGACUUUCACGAUGCUUGAAAUCGUACAACCUGCCUAUAUCUUUGUCCGAUCCUCGUAUCGCCAAUCUCCCCGCCUCAAAAUUCCUCACGGUCGACAAGCUUCUGGACAUAAUGCGCGUUGACAAGAAGAACAGCGGCCCCGAAAAGAAGGUCGUUAUUUUGUCAAAAAUAGGUGCUACGUACGAGCAGAAAGCGACAGUGGUCAAGGAUGAUGUGAUCGCUAAGACGUUGUCUGAGGCCGCGAGAGUGGUUCCCGGUAUUCCAUCCAAAGAUCCUGUCAGAAUGGCCACCCCAGGUUCGAAGAGCAUCUCUAAUCGAGCCUUAGUCCUAGCCGCACUUGGCCAAGGCACUUGCAGGUUGAAGAACCUGCUCCACUCCGAUGACACAGCUGUCAUGAUGGCUGCACUAAUGGAGCUGAAGGGGGCUAGCUUUUCAUGGGAGGACGGAGGCGAGACACUGGUGGUCCAGGGUGGUGACGGCUCGCUUUCCGUUCCACCCAAAGGCAAGGAACUUUACUUGGGAAAUGCAGGCACUGCCGCACGAUUCCUCACUACCGUGUGUACACUCGUCCGAUCGACAUCUUCCUCCGACGGCACUACAACCGUCAUCACUGGAAACGCACGCAUGAAGCAGCGUCCUAUCGGACCCCUCGUGACCGCUCUCCAAGCGAAUGGAGCCCAAAUCGAGUAUCUUGAAUCGCAGGGCUGUCUUCCGCUUUCAAUUGCACCCAACGGUCUCAAGGGCUCCAGAAUCCAGCUCGCUGCAAGCGUUUCUAGUCAAUACGUUUCUUCGAUCCUGCUCUGCGCGCCGUAUGCCGCUGAAGCCGUGACGUUAGAACUGACUGGUGGACAAGUAAUUUCGCAGCCGUAUAUCGACAUGACCAUCGCUAUGAUGAAGACAUUUGGGGUCGAUGUGAUUCGGCGCAGAGAUUCUGAAACGAACAAUUUGCUAGAUAUCUAUGACAUCCCGAAGGCUGCGUACACCAGUCCUCCCGCCUAUGCCAUCGAAUCAGAUGCCAGCAGCGCGACCUACCCGCUAGCCAUUGCUGCUAUUACUGGGACCACUUGCACCAUCGAGAAUAUUGGGUCCGCCUCAUUGCAGGGUGAUGCACGCUUCGCGAAGGAAGUACUCGAGAGGAUGGGGUGUAGCGUCACACAAACAGAGACUGAGACAACGGUCACUGGCCCUCCUAUCGGUAGUUUACAGGCGAUCGAGGAAGUUGACAUGGAGGUGAUGACCGACGCCUUCCUCACCGCUACUGCUCUUGCUGCGGUCGCCAAGGGGAAAACCAGGAUCCUAGGCAUAGCGAACCAAAGGGUGAAAGAAUGCAAUCGAAUUCGAGCAAUGAUUGAUCAACUUGCUAAAUUCGGUGUCGAGACAAACGAGUUGGACGACGGCCUGGAGAUUAUAGGGAGGCCCAUCACUGAGCUCAAAGAAGGUGUGAGCGUCCACUGUUAUGACGAUCACCGCGUCGCGAUGGCCUUCAGUGUCCUGGGCUCCGUCAUCAAAGGCACGAUUCUUGAGGAGAAACGCUGCGUCGAGAAGACUUGGCCCAACUGGUGGGACGACUUGGAAAACAAGAUUGGCCUAAGAGUCGAAGGGGUUGAACUGCCUCCUUCGAACGCAACUUCUUCUGUCGGCGCAUUAUCUCCUGAGUCGGCUGCAUCGGUGGUGGUCGUUGGUAUGCGUGGUUCUGGAAAGACUUUCAUCGGCCAACUCGCGGCUUCCGCUUUGUCGUGGACCUUCGUCGACGCGGACGCUUAUUUCGAAGAAAAGCACCAGACAGGCGUUCGGGAGUUCGUCCACAAAAAUGGCUGGCCAGCAUUCCGAGAAGCAGAGACCAGCCUUCUGAAAGAACUCCUCACUGCCGAUGAGAAAUCUACGCGACAUGUGAUAAGCCUCGGCGGUGGUAUUGUCGAGACCGAAGGUGCAAGACAACUUCUGAAGGAUUACGCGACGAAAGGACCGGUGGUGCAUGUUAUCAGGGAAAUCGAUGAGGUAGUGAAGUACCUAGGCGCCGAGGUAUCCAGGCCGGCAUACGGAGAGCCUAUCACGGACGUUUUCCGACGAAGAGAACCUUGGUACAAGGAAUGCUCCAAUUAUGAGUUCGUUAAUUGGGUGACCUCUGAGUCUUCUGCUUCGGACGAAGUAACAACCAGAAAAACCACCAGGGCGGAAGUGGAAAGGUUCUUCAAGCAUAUUACAGGAGAGAGCCCAAACCUUGCACACAAUCUCGCGCCGGGCAACCGUUCAUACUUCCUCUCCCUUACUUACCCGGACGUCACGCCUGCGCUUCCCCACAUCGAGGAACUGACCACAGGGGUCGAUGCUAUCGAAUUGAGGGUUGACCUCCUGCGUUCGCCUGAAGACUUUGAUGUGGUCGGCAAAUAUAUUCCACCAGCAACAUACGUUGCUGAACAAAUCGCCCUACUGCGUCGUUCGACUACGUUACCUAUCGUGUUCACAGUCAGAACGGCAUCACAAGGAGGAUCCUUCCCUGAUAAUGCGGAUGACGAAGCGUUCGAGCUCUUGAAUUUGGGGCUUCGCAUGGGUGUUGAGUAUAUCGAUGUUGAAACCUCAUGGCCGACUAAAAGAAUUCAAGGCCUCGUGUCAAGGACAGGGUUCUCGCAGAUCAUCGCAUCUUGGCACGACUGGAGCGGAAAGGUGCAGUGGAGUAGCGGCGCAGUCAAAGAGAAGUACGACGCGGCAAAAGAAUUCGGGGAUAUCGUCAAGAUUGUGGGGAAGGCCAAUCGGCUUGAAGACAACUUCGAACUGUUUACCUUCGUCAAGAGGGUGUCUUCUGUGCCCGGAGCGAAGCCCAUUAUAGCCAUUAACAUGGGGACGGAAGGCCAGAUGACAAGGAUUCUCAAUACUUCCUUCAGCCCUGUGUCGCACCCCCUUUUGCCCAACAAGGCUGCCCCUGGCCAGUUAUCCUUCCCUCAGAUCCAGCAGGCUCUACACUUGCUGGGUCAGCUGCCUUCGCGACGAUUCUUCCUCUUCGGUACUCCCAUCGCCCACUCAAUGUCACCCACAUUGCACAAUACCGCAUUCUCUCUGCUCGGAUUGCCAUAUGUAUACGAACUGCUGGAGACGAAAGCCGUCGGCGAAGAAAUAAAAGCCGCCCUGGCUAGCCACGAUUUUGGCGGCGCAAGCGUGACUAUUCCGUUCAAGCUGGAUAUAAUUCCCUUGUUAGACGAGCUCUCGGCAGCGGCGCAAGCCAUCGGCGCCGUCAACACCGUUAUUGCAAAGCCAACAGACAGCUCAAAGAUCCUUUAUGGCGACAAUACUGAUUGGAUAGGAAUCCGCACGUCGGUCGUUAAUAUCGUUGGGGAGGGUAACAUCCAUUCAGCCUUGGUGAUCGGCGCAGGGGGGACUGCUAGAGCAGCCCUGUACGCUUUGACCAGUCUCGGUGCGAAGAAAAUCUACCUAUUCAAUCGAACUAAAAGCAAGGCACAGGAGCUGGAGGCCGCGUUCUCCAACAGCGCCAUUGAAGUCAUCGAGGAGUUGGGCUCCUGGUCGUCUGAUCCUCCGAAUGUCAUUGUAUCUACGGUGCCAGCGUUAGCUACCACGAUUGAAGCCCACAACACUGGCUUACAGAUUCCUGUGUCGGUCUUUAACUACCGCUCCGGCCCCGCUGUCGUGGUCGACAUGGCGUACAAGCCUGCCGAGACACCGCUGCUUCAACUGGCGAAGAGACUCGGAGGAGACAAUUGGACGACGGUGCCAGGCGUAGAGGUGCUUCUGGAGCAAGGGUAUCAACAGUUCAAACUUUGGACUGGGAGAGCUUGCCCUCGAAAGGCUGUUUCUUCUAAGGUUUGGGAGAAGUACAAUGCCUCAGUCUGA
Molecule: messenger RNA, 4803 nt
Organism: Pleurotus ostreatus (oyster mushroom)
Lineage: Eukaryota; Fungi; Basidiomycota; Agaricomycetes; Agaricales; Pleurotaceae
Gene: ARO1
Product: 3-dehydroquinate dehydratase (3-dehydroquinase)
Exons: 6
Coding region: 1-4803 (1600 amino acids)
Biological process (GO): aromatic amino acid biosynthetic process; chorismate biosynthetic process
Cellular component (GO): cytoplasm
Molecular function (GO): 3-dehydroquinate dehydratase activity; 3-dehydroquinate synthase activity; shikimate 3-dehydrogenase (NADP+) activity
Source: RefSeq, a predicted model, not a curated record